Molecule: messenger RNA, 782 nt
Organism: Centruroides sculpturatus (bark scorpion)
Lineage: Eukaryota; Metazoa; Arthropoda; Arachnida; Scorpiones; Buthidae
Exons: 3
Coding region: 1-702 (233 amino acids)
Source: RefSeq, a predicted model, not a curated record
AUGUUUUCAGAUUUUGUUCCAAGUGAGGAUAUACCUUUUACUUUAAUGUUUGGAAAUCUUUUCAAUCCAUCUCUUGUUGAUCUGGAGUGGCCUGAGCUGGAAGAAUACUGUUGCAAACUAUUUCAAGAGUUACAACUUUCAGAAGACCAGAUAGGAUUCAAAAAUCCCUCAAUAAGGUGGGGAUAUGAUCAUGAAAACCAUGCACAAUUGAAAUACGAAGAAAAGCAUGCUAAACUACAUCAUAAUUUCACUAUUAAAGAUACAGGAUUUUGUGUGUUACUAGCUCAUCCAUUCAUUGGUGUCUCACCUGAUGGUCUUGUAGACUGCAAUUGUUGUGGCCAAGGAGUGGUUGAAGUGAAAUAUUCUUGGUGUCAGCAGCGACAAAAAAUUGAUGAAAAUAUGUCUAAUUUAGUUAAACAGAAUGGUAAUUACACAUUUAACAAAAGCAGUAAUUCCCGGGAUAUUUCCCGGGUUAAAAAAACAACCGGGAUCCCGGAAUCCCGUUUCAGAAACCCUAAUUACUACCAAAUGCAAACACAAAUAUUUGUAUGUUAUGUUGAAUAUUGUGACUUUGUAGUUUGGACAGAAAAAAGUUUGCACAUUGAGAGGAUUUAUAAAGACUUUACAUUGUGGAACAGUAUCAUUGAAAAAACAAGAAAGUUUUUCAAAUUCUGUAUACUACCAGAACUGACAGCAUGUUAGUAUUCAAAACAAUAAAUCGAAAUUGUAAGUAAACAUUUGUUAAAACAUUACGUAGUGUAAACUUGGUUUUAUUCAAAUGG